Molecule: messenger RNA, 709 nt
Organism: Microstroma glucosiphilum
Lineage: Eukaryota; Fungi; Basidiomycota; Exobasidiomycetes; Microstromatales; Microstromataceae
Product: UPF0041-domain-containing protein
Exons: 4
Coding region: 21-395 (124 amino acids)
Biological process (GO): pyruvate import into mitochondria
Cellular component (GO): mitochondrial inner membrane
Molecular function (GO): pyruvate transmembrane transporter activity
Source: RefSeq, a predicted model, not a curated record
CUCAUCACACACCGACCAAGAUGGCAUCGGCAGCCGGCGCAUCCAGCGGCUCCCGCUUCAGAGCCUUCAUGAACCACCCGGCAGGACCCAGGACAGUCUUCUUCUGGGCCCCUCUGAUGAAAUGGUGUCUAGUAGCAGCCUCUCUAAAGGACCUCUCCCGACCAGCCGAGAAGCUCUCCAUGUCGCAGAAUGUCGCCCUGUCCGCCACGGGAAUGAUCUGGGUACGAUACUCCCUGGUGAUCACACCUGUCAACUACUCCUUGGCUGCUGUCAACUUCUUUGUCGGCACGACGGGACUGAUGCAGCUGUAUAGGAUUUGGGACUACCGUUCAAAGGCAGGCAAGGAGGGCGUGUCGGCCAUGCUCGAACAAGAAAAGGCCCAGACCAAGCCCUGAUCGUCGUAGAGUCUACAGUCGCUUAUCUGUCCAUGCGCCACUGACUGUAGCAAUUACAGACUUGUCUCACUCGAAUGGACGGUGUGAUGCUAGCGAAUCUCCACCUAGCUUGAGCCUGAUCCGAGUCGUGACGCGGGAGUGGCAGGCGUACAAGUAAGAUUACAUGGAAAGCACGGGAUAUCUCAGCAUCCGACUAUAGUACAUGUCGACGAGCGAAAAAGUCUACUGAUCACUUGAAUAGGAUGAUCAAAGUGACGAGGAGAACAAUGAGCAUGAAUAGAGAGCAGAGGGAGGCAUGCUCGUUCACUCCCCUC